Molecule: messenger RNA, 1606 nt
Organism: Aspergillus saccharolyticus JOP 1030-1
Lineage: Eukaryota; Fungi; Ascomycota; Eurotiomycetes; Eurotiales; Aspergillaceae
Product: SIR2 family NAD-dependent protein deacylase
Exons: 2
Coding region: 170-1345 (391 amino acids)
Molecular function (GO): NAD+ binding; histone deacetylase activity, NAD-dependent
Source: RefSeq, a predicted model, not a curated record
CUCCAGAAUUUCUUCCAUUGCAUUGCACGCCACUUCCUGCUGCUUUGCUCUGUGUCUCGAGCCGAGCGCACUUUUACUGACGCGCUGGAGCUACAGCUGAGUACGAAUUAUUGCCCUUCGUCCCUAUUCCCACCAACCACAGCCUCGAGUCCGUCGUGUGGCGCGCAUCAUGGGCAACGAAUCUUCCUCCAAUGUCGUGGAUGAGAAGACUCACCCGUCCGUGCUGGAGAAGCGCACGAUCGAGGCAGUCGCCAAGUACGUCCUCGAGAAAGACGUGCGACGCAUCGUAGUGAUGGUGGGCGCAGGCAUCAGCACCUCGGCCGGCAUUCCCGAUUUUCGCUCCCCCGAUACAGGCAUUUACUCCAAUCUGGCCUACUUAGACCUGCCCGAUCCCGAAGCCGUGUUUGACAUCAGUUUCUUCCGCGAGAACCCUAAGCCAUUCUACACUCUGGCCCGCGAGAUCGCUCCCGGUCGAUACCGUCCCACGAUCGCACACUCGUUUAUCAAAUUGCUCUACGACAAGGGGCGCCUACUAAAACAUUUCUCGCAGAAUAUUGACUGCCUUGAGCGUUUGGCGGGGGUGCCGGGGGAGAUGAUCGUCGAGGCUCACGGAAGCUUCGCCACCCAGCGGUGUAUCGACUGCAAGGCGGAUUAUCCGGGGGACCAGAUGAAGGCAGCCAUUGCCGCAGGCGAGGUACCUCACUGUCAACAGUGUAACGGGCUUGUGAAGCCGGACAUCGUUUUCUUCGGGGAGGCGCUACCGUCGGACUUUUUUGACAGCCGCGAUUUGCCCGAACAGGCCGAUCUCUGCAUUGUGAUGGGCACCAGUUUGACGGUGCAACCAUUUGCCAGUUUACCUCAGUUUUGCCGUGAUGGGGUGCCGCGGGUACUAAUCAACAUGGAGCGGGUCGGAGGAUUGGGAUCGCGCCCCGACGACGUCCUGGUUCUGGGCGAUUGCGAUACCGGGGUGCGUCGAUUGGCGCGCGCAUUGGGCUGGGAAGAGGAGUUGGAGGCGCUGUGGGAGGCCACCAACUUGCCGGAGGAAUGCGGCGCACAGACGGCAGAGGCUACCCCGCUUCGGACGCGCGAGGAGAAAUUACAAGAGGAAGUUGAGCGUCUCACGGAAGAAGUCGAUCGCACGCUAGGGAUCUCGCAGGAGUACGAAAAACGUGUUCGACAACAAUUAGGAGGACCUGUCGCGGGGACAGCGGAUCGCGCAGAUCGAACCAAUCCGGCGAAUAACAGCGAAAGCUCGCAUGCGGGGGAGACAAGCACCGACAGGCUGGCCCAUGUCUUCCCCCAUCUAGCACGGACCACGAGAGAAGGCAGACCGGAAAAAGCCUAAAUACUAAUAGCGAGAGUGUGUGGUCUUUGCCGAAGACGGGGUUGGAUUCCUAUGAGAAAGGAGCAAAAUGGGUUUGAGUGGCUGGUCAACCCCUCCGUCCGUCCGGAUCGGGCGUGUGUUGACUGUGGGUGCGCUGCUGAUGAUAAUUAAUGAUGACCCUGAUGAUGAUGCUGACGAUUCUAUCGAGACAACUCAAGACCUUCCAAGACAAAGAGUUAUAGUACUGCAUAUAGUAAUGAUGGGAGUAGAAAUACAAACGCA